Molecule: messenger RNA, 7720 nt
Organism: Crotalus tigris (Tiger rattlesnake)
Lineage: Eukaryota; Metazoa; Chordata; Lepidosauria; Squamata; Viperidae
Gene: KBTBD11
Product: kelch repeat and BTB domain containing 11
Exons: 3
Coding region: 4977-6944 (655 amino acids)
Molecular function (GO): protein binding
Source: RefSeq, a predicted model, not a curated record
AAAUUCUUAUAAUGACCUGGAAAACGUGGAUUGCUAUCCAUUGGUUCACAUACAAUGUCAUGUGUAUAAAUAAGUAAAGAGUUAACUUUGCCAAGUACCAAGGCUGAGCAUCUAGAAUUUAGCUUCAGUACAGCAGAUUCCUAAUUUAUAUACAAACCAUGGCUUGUGGUUUAAAAUAAACCUUUGUUUUUUCAACAAAAUUUGAUGUAAUUUGUUCGGAAAUGGACUCAUAUUUAUUUUAAACCAUAACCCUUGGCUGAAUGUAAACACAACCAAACAAUCCACUAAAUGGAAAGGGAAUUCUGUUUUAUUUCUUCUUUCAAAAAUAUAUAAGAGGGAAGUGGGAUAAAUCUACAAUUCAGGCACUUUGCACAGACUCAUUAGUGAUGUUAAUAUUCCAGUAUGGUUUUACAGGAGUUUCAUCAAUUUGAUCCAUGGACUGAGAAUCAAUUCAUCCCCAAUCCUAGGUUGGUUUACUACAGCAUUAAGCCACAAAGUACCUGACUAGCAGGUAGUGUGAACUCAGCCUAUUGUAUUUUAUUUUAUGAAUGAUGGAUAGAAAAUCCUUUCUUUGAAAGAGAGACUAGAAACAUAAACAGCCUUGAUGAUAGAUAGUGUAGGAGAAGGUGUUGUAGAACCUGAGGGUGGAGUUAAAAGAGGAAUCAGCCUAGAGAGUCUAAAUCCCACAGUCUAAGUCCAACCCCUUUUGAAUUCCAUUGACCCUUAUCUAGUAGUAAGCAUUAGUUGAGUUGAUUCCUGUCUAUAGGCAUGAGUAGUUACAAAUCAGUUUAAUUGGAACAUGUGUGUUCAUGAUCUUUUGCACCUGACAGAUCGAUCUUUGCCUGAUUCCUUUACACAUCGUUAUUUAUUUACCUAUUUGAUUGUUAGACCAUUGAUUUCCUGAGACUUUGGUGGUAUAUCACUAAAAGAAUCAUAAACACAUAUAAAGUUAACAUUUCAACAACAUAUCAACUGAAAUGUAGCAAUUCACAAUUCUUUAAAAUAAUGGCGUUAUCCAACUAGUUAAAAGUUCUCUGGAACAUCUCUAGCUUUAAUUCUCAACUUAAACUUCUACUCUCUGAGGUCUUAAUAACAAAAAGUUACAAGCAAAUUCUCCCAGGCUAUUAAUAAGACCCAUCAAUUCUAACUGCAGAAUAAGUAUAACGGGAUCAUGGUAUAUCACUUCAGCUAAUUCAUAGGCUGCUGCAUUUUGUACCGACUAAAGUUUUUGAGUGGUCUUUAAUUGGAGCUACAUACUGUAUACAGCAUAUUACAGUAGUCUGGCCAGAUGGCAAUGAGAACAUAAGUCACUGUGACAAAACUCCUGAUAAGGUCACAAUUGGUAGAACAUUUAGAGUUUCUGACAGAACAUCAUUCAUGAGUCAAAAGGACCUCCAAGUUAUAGACUUGUUCUCUCAAGGGCAGUGUCAUUGUCAAGAAGGAGAAUGUGAAGCUGACAGAGAACCUUGAUGGACAAAUAAUUAUAUUUUGCUUGAGUUUAAUUUCAGGCUAUUUCUUCCUGUCCACACCUUAACACAGGGGUGUCAAACUGUCGGCCCGCAUGCAGGACGCGUCAUCCGGAAGCCGCGCCCACCCCAUUGCCGGCAAUAGCAAAACUCUUCCGAUAUGUUGCGUGACAUCACGUGACAUCGCGAGUUUGACAUUUCUGCCUUAACAGAAUCCAGACCCUGGAGGAUUUAGUGGAUAAUCAUCAGCAUACUGAUGAGACCAUACCUUAACCAGUGACUUCAUAAAGAUGUUAAAAAGUAGUGGGGAACAGCUGAGCCUUAGGACACUCCAAAUACUCAAGAGCCCUAACUGAUCUCUCUCUAGUAAGUAAGGCAUGGAAAUACUAAAGCACAGUGCUCCCAACUCUGAAUGGCACUUUAGAAGAUACCAUGGUUGAUGUUAGCUAGAAUAAUAGCUGGAAAUUCUAAUAGGAUCAGAAGUGUACAUUUCUUAAAUCUCAGUCCUGACAGGUUUCUCACAUAAUUCAGUUCCUCUGAAAUACUCUUGUUACUGCCUUCCUAACACAAUUUCAAAAGAAGGGCUGGAGAGAGGAUGAUAUUUGUCCAAUAUACCUAUAUCCAGGGUGGGAUGAGUUGAGAAGGAGGAGUACUACAGCCCAUUUCAAUGUUGCAGAAAUCACCCUCUUCAUAGUAAAAUGUUUUUUUAAUGCAUAAAUCUAACCAAAAAUUACACAGAAAUAAACAUGCAAAAAGCGAGAAUAAAACAAGCAAGCUGUGAAGAGGAACAUUCAGUAACACCUUCUUCCCUUCGCUUCCCCUUUUCCCCAACCGCUAACCACUACUUAAAUAUUUGUGCUGUAUUUUGAACACUGGGGAUUAUUGCUUAUAUCUGCUUAAGGUUUUGUCUGUUGUUUUUAAUUAGCUUCAACUCUUCUCCCAAAAAGCAUAUUCCAAAUAUCUAAAUCUGCCUUGCUGUGUAAUGUUUCAUAUAUAUAAGGAGAUCCCUAUUUAAAUUAACUUAAAUUUCUGCCACAAGUUUAUACUGUAUUAUCAGUUUUACUAUUACUGCAUAUUCUCCAGUGUUGGUUCUCCCAUUUUUAUAUUGUUGGUAAAUUUUACUUUUCCAAAUUUAUACCAAAUUUUGAGCAUUUGCAUGUGAGAAAAUAUUUCUUUUUUUCUUACAGCAUUUGCAACAUUUAUUAUUUUAUUAUCUAUCUUGCCCUUAUACUCCAUCUGUAAAACACUCUACUAAUUUCCCCAAAUUAUACCUGGAAUACGUUUCAUUGAUUUUUCCCCCCAUACCUCUUCCCAUUCUUCUUCUCAUUUAUUUCGAGGUUUUACAUCCAUUUGAUCAUGCAAUAUUUAAUUUGUUCUGCCUCUGUGCCAUAUUUCAGUAUCAAUCUUUAAUGCAUCCCAAUACCUGAUCUUCAAUCUGAAUAAGCAUUUCAAAUUCAGUCAUUUUUCUCAAAGUUUCUCCUUUCUUCAGGUGACUGUUUACUCUUCCAGCAAUUUGUGCAUACAUUAACUAAUAUAAAUUCCUAUCUUCAUUGUUGAAUGCGUGAUCAUUUGCUUGAUUCAGCUGAUGAUGCCACUGCCCUCCAUUUUUACACAAUCAUGACAAAAAUAUGCCUUGAUAAUAUUUAGGAAAGGGCAUGUGUCACUUACAUGCCUUCAUCUUGUUUCCAGCAUAUGUAUAAGAUAACUUGAAAGCUAUUUAUAAUGAACCUUUUUGUAUUGCAGAAUUUUUUUUAAAAAAAUCUGAAUGGAGAAUGUCCACUCAGAAGCCAGAUAGUCCAUCCUUUAAGGAAUCAGUGGCUGAGGCUGAAAAGACAUGGAGAAGGGAGACACCCUUCAGCUGCCUGAACUUCUGAUCCCCUCCCCUUCUGGUCCCUGAUUUUACAGCAAAGUCAUGGGUGAUGCCACACAACAGGUUUUGGUGAAGGGAAUGAAAUGUAACAGGUUAAGAUUGUCCUUGCAAAGUUUUGGUCUACUUUCAACAUGGGCAGAGGGGUGUCUCUCAUAUAGCUGGGGAUAAGAUGAAGGUUACAUACACCUCAGGGAUAGGCCUGAAAGAAGCUCAAUCCUACCCAUAUUGACAAUCUUUGAAGUAUGAUUAGGUACAUGUUGAGAAAGGUCUGGUAGAGCUUGCAACACCAGGACGUAGGAGAAGAGAUGGGGCUUUAUGCUAAUAAGCUGCAUUAAUUAUUACCCCAGUCCCAACCCACUUACUCUUGUGGAAAGCUAAAUGUAGAGUGCUAGGGAGUGAAGCAAGUGCAAUUAGCAUCCUGAUAGAUACAUAGCUUAUUUUUGCACAGGAGUAGCCACAGGUGUUCAUUAUUUUAGGUGUUCAUUAUUUGCUUUUUUCACUUACUGAGAAAAGCCACUUUCCCUCUGAAGACAGCCAAACGGGGCGCUGCACAUCAAGAGAUGGCUUUUUCAAGGAUAAUUAGACUAUUAACAAAAACGGCAAUUCUGACAAAGGAGAAUAUUUGCAGCUCAGGGUUGAAAUGAGGGGUCCUUGAUGCUCUCUGAGCCUGGUUGUUUUCUUGCAGACGUUUCAUUACCCAGCUAGGUAACCUCAAUACUAAUUCUAUUUGUAGUCUCUUGGUAGAAGCCAGUGAAUCUACAGGUUUAGGAUCGCGUCGCGCAAGCGGGGCUUGCCAGGGCGGCGCCAGGCGCGAUCGAGCCCGUGGAUAAACAAAAGCUCAGCCUCCUGCCGCUCAAGGCCGCGCAGGGCGAUGCUCGGGCGCCGGUGGCAGCCGGGAAGAAGCAACCAUUUCCAAACAAAGGACUGCCUUCUCUGAGGGCGGCUGGCAGAAGCCGAGCUCCAUACACCCCGCCAGCCUCCAUCGAGCCUCCAUCCGCACGCGCGGCUCGCCGCCUUUCCGUGGAGCGCGCGCUCCGGCACCCGCUCCUGCAUCAUUCACACAGGCACGAGCGCGCGCAGCCACCAGUCCGCGGAUUUCUCCGAGGGAUCCGAGCGAGCGGCGAGCCAAAGGCGGCAACGCUCUCCUUCCCGAAACGUGUUUGGGAGAACGCAGACCGGCCGGCUGAACGCUAAACCGGGGAGGUUUGCCUCAGCGGCCUGCGACUCGGCGGCACUGCGUCGCCAUGGGCGGUCAGGCGCAUCGCUCCCCAGACUGGCUUGAAGGCGGAAACGGCGCGGUUUUGCGCUCCGGCGGAGGGGGCGGCGGCGCCUCAGCUUGCCGUUGACUGCGCGGGUUGCAGCCGGACGGGAGAGUGGACUGGGCGACCGCCUGCCAGGCCGGCCCAAGGUGGUGAAGGUAGCCAAUGGCCUCCUAAGAAAUGGAAGACCUUGUUGAAGCUGAACGAAGUCUUGCAGUCACAACAAAAUGUUCUGAAAAAAAUGUAUAGUAUUGCAGCUAAUUUAUUUCACUGAAACAAUUUUGGAAUGCCCUAUAUCUGACACCACUGACACUCAAAUAUAACUAUCAUAAUAAAAAAAAACAUCAGAUUCUCAAAUACUUCGAAGAAGGAAUUUGAAGGAUGCCAUCCAUCACAAGAAAUUCAGGUGAGAACGGGACCGUCGGCGAGGCGAAGAAACGCUGCGGGGAGACGGAGCAGCCGCAGCAGGGAGAGGCUGCGGAGGGCAGCGGCGAGCGAUCCCUGGCGAUGGAACCGAGCGUGGCCCCCGAGGAAGGGCCGAACGCGCAGCUUCCCCUGCAGGCGCCCUGCAGCUUCAGCUCAGCGCUCUGCUUCAGCUCGUCCGGCGACGGCGGCGGCGAUGACAAGGCUCCGCAUCCGGAGGUCGACGCCGCCUCCCCUUCUUCCUCCUCGUCCGGCAGCUGCAGCAGCAGGAGCCGACGCGUGGUGAAGCACCAGUGGGACAUUAACAACGCGACGCCCGAAUCGGAGGAGGAGGAGGAGGGCAGCCGCGGCAGACCCUCGCCGGUCUCCUUGGGCGCUCCCGAUCCGGUCGGCGAGCCGCCCCUCCAGCCUUUUCCUUCGCAGGCGCCGGCCGAGGAGCCGGACUUAGUGAUCGAGGUGUCCGGGCGGCGGAUCCGGGCGCACAAGGCGGUGCUGGCGGCCAAGAGCGACUAUUUCCGCGCGCGCUCCUCGCGGGACAUCCUGCGCGUCAAGGGGGUGAGCUACGGGGCGCUGCGCCUGCUGCUGGAGUACGUCUACACGGCGCGCAUGGGCGAAGUGCGGCACGACAACCUGGCCGAGGUGGUGAGCGGCGCCCGCGUGCUCCAGAUGCCCUGCGCCCUGCACUGCGCCGCCGAGGCCAUGCGGGCCCAGCUCAGCCUCGACAACUGCUACCAGCUGCUCUGCCUGGCCAAGAAGCAGCGACUGGCCGAGCUGCGCGAAGCCGCCUUCCGCUUCAUGAGCGACCACUACCUGCAGGUGCUCCGCGAGCCUGCCGUCUACGGGCGCCUCAGCGGAGCCGAGCGGGACCUCAUCCUGCGGCGCCGCCUGGAGGCCGGCAAGGCCUGCCUGCUGGUGGCCGAAGUGAGCGACGCCUUCGAGAGGCUCAGCGCGAGCAGCCGCCCGCAGAGCCGCGAGAGCAGCCGCCCGCAGAGCCCGUCCUCGGUGGUGUCCCUAGAGGACGGCGGCGCCCUGCUCUACAGCUACCAAGAGGCGGCCCAGGAGUGGAGCGUUCUCACCCGCCUGCCCGAGGAGGCCAAUGCCAAGGGCUGCGCCAUGUGUGUCCUGUAUAACUACCUUUUCUUAGCCGGCGGGAUCGCCAGCGGCCCCGGCGACCAGCGGCCCAAGCUGUCGGACAAGGUGUUUUGCUACAACCCCUUAACUGAUACCUGGAGCCAGGUGAAGCCCAUGGGGCAGGCCCGCUCUCAGCUGAAGCUUCUGGCCCUGGACGGGUAUCUCUACGCGGUGGGUGGGGAAUGCCUUUUUACGGUGGAGAAGUACGACCCCCGGGCGGAUCGGUGGACCCCUGUGGCCCCUUUGCCCAAGGGGGCUUUUGCUGUGGCUCACGAGGCGACCACAUGCAACGGGGAGAUCUACGUUUCUGGGGGCUCCCUUUUCUACCGGCUCCUCAAGUACGACCCCAAGCGGGACGAGUGGCAGGAGUGUCCUUACAACAGCAGCCGGCGCCGCUCGGCUGACAUGGUGGCCUACAAGAGCUUCAUUUAUCGUUUUGACGUGAGCAGCAGUCGCGGGGAGCAAGGGCAGGGGGCUGGAGUGGAAGUCUUCCAGUACAAUACGGUGGCCAAGCACUGGCGUCAAUGCUCAUCCUUCCGCCCCACCAGCAGCCCGGUUCAGCCCUUUCGCUGUGCCGCGUUGGGCAGCACCGUCUAUUGUGUCAACCGGACUGGGAUGCUGAGCUUCAACUUGGCUCAGAAUGGCGAGGUGGAAGCGGACGGGGGACUUAAAGGCACCUUUGACACAGAACUGCUCAAAGCUCCCUUCGAUGCUAAAGGUCUCCUCCUCCCAUUUGUGCUUAUUCUCCCAGAGAAGGAGAAAAUGGGGGAGCCAGAGAGUCCUCUGUCGUUGUGAGAGCUGACCUGAUGCUCAGUUCACUGCUUAGCAUGCAGUUUGUCCCCUUUAUCUGUGAUGCCAACAGUGUAGGGCUUUUACUGAAGCAUGGAUGAGGGCUGGCACAAGCUCUCCAGUCUUGGGUGGUGAUGAUGGUUGGGCUCCAAAAGCAAUAGAAGAAGUAGCAGAAGCUAAUCCGAGGUGGAAAGGCAGCAGUAUGUAACAACUCCUUUGAGGCUAUAGGAGCAAAGAGGAGACCAUUGUCAAAAAUAUCCUUAAUUCAUGCAUGCACGCACCACCAUGGGGGAUUAUUGUGUUCCACCUAAAAGUGUUGGCUAGCUGUUCAAAGGCUUCUUUACGGCACUUCAUGUAGGAAAGAAUUCAUCUCUUGGCACUCAUGUCAACCAGCCAGUGAAAAGCUGCUAAAACAUUUAAUUGUUGUAAAUGUAUCUGCAUUCCUUUCCAAUCUAGAAGUAUGUUGGAUCUGUGUAAAAACCAGGAAACAGUCCAUUUUUUAAAAAAGAAUUUCAGUUAUGGCAAUGUUCCCUUUGUACAUAGUCAUCUUCGAAAAAAGAUUCUUCCAGGCACUGUCUGCUUGGUCUUCUUGCCCUUGGAUGCAAGAAAGGAGCCACUGGAGAACUAGGAGCAUAUAAUGUGGGAAGAGAUCUGUAGGCCAUUUUGGAAGUUUAAUAGGCAAAAAAACAAAGUUCUUGUAUGAAAAAGCAAUAGGUGAUCAUCCAUGUCAUAAUCUUUUCUGGUUUGCAUUUUUAAGUUUAAUAAAAUCUUUGGUGAAGACA